This is a messenger RNA of Batrachochytrium dendrobatidis JAM81, 1227 nucleotides long. RefSeq lists its product as uncharacterized. Gene Ontology annotation, biological process: transcription elongation by RNA polymerase II; positive regulation of transcription elongation by RNA polymerase II. The record is from RefSeq and is a predicted model, not a curated record. Bases 1 to 1227 code for a protein of 408 amino acids. The transcript has 5 exons. Gene Ontology annotation, molecular function: RNA polymerase II C-terminal domain phosphoserine binding. NCBI's taxonomy places the organism in Eukaryota, Fungi, Chytridiomycota, Chytridiomycetes, Rhizophydiales. Gene Ontology annotation, cellular component: nucleus; Cdc73/Paf1 complex.
AUGUCCACUGUGGAAGAUGACUUGUUUGGAGACGAGAGCUCAGAUGAUGGCUGGGGUAAUCAAGGUGGUAAUUCACAUUCUUAUGAAGAAUCUGAGCAGUUGGACAACCCACAGCAAGGCCAGUUUCAUUCGCAUGGUCAUCUUGCAAAGCCAGCCCGCUAUUCACCAGAUGAGACCGGACAAAGCCAUCUAGAACUUGAUCAGGACAACAAUGAAGAUGAAGAUGAUAAUCUUUUUGGUGAUGAAUCUGAUGAUAAUUCCCAACGCAUGGGGAAUGAUGGGUACAACAGUGAGGACGGUAUCAAGAAUACCGAGCUGGAGCGAAGAAAUGAAGAGAUUUUAUCUCAGCCUGAAUUAGUUGUCGAGACCAGUCUUCCAACAGUUGGUGGUCCUCGACCAGAAAACGAAAAUCUAUUUCUGAUCAAACCACCCAAUUUCUUGCACAUUGAACCUAUACCAUAUGAUCGGGCAACGUACGCUCAACUGGAUAAUGAUCUUGAAAAAGACGAAGACGGAUCUCGAGAACGGGCUCGUUUGCAUGUUGAAAAUACGAUUCGUUGGAGAUAUGAUGCAAAACACCCUGAUCAAAAAAACUCUAACGCUCGCUUGGUACGCUGGGAAGACAAUUCAUUUUCGCUACUUGUUGGCGAGGAGCAGUUUGAAGUUGCUGUAACCUCGUUGCAAAAUCAGCAUCACUAUCUCGCUGUUCAACAUUCUGAGGAAGGAUAUAUUCAAAAUAGGGCACGCUUUAACAAACUAAUGUCAUUCCGACCCUUUAGUGCACAGAGUUUGACUCAUAAAAGAGUAACAAUGGCUAUUGUUGGUAAACAUAGUAAGAAAAAUCGUACUAGAUUGAUCACUACAACAGAGGAUCCUGAAAAGGCAAAACAGUUGGUUGAAAAGGCUGAAACUGAGCGUCUUAAAGCUCGUCGUAAACUUGAAAGCAAACGCGCCAGCACAAGCGCUCGCGAACGAGGUGGUAGAGUCGAUUACUACAACGGAUCAGACGAUGAUUCACACUAUCGAUCAGGAAAUCGAAAUAUUAUUGAUAAAAUCAGAUCUAAUCGAUAUGAUUAUCAGGAGGAAGAUGAUGAUGGGUUUGUUGUAGCCGACGAUGCAUUGGAUGAAGACGAAGACGACUUUCAACGAUCAUCGAAGCUUAUGGCAGCGAAAUCUUCUUCGUAUCUGAAACGCAGUGCAGCAGCUGAUUUUGAUGAAUCUGAUUAG